AAAUAAACCGAAACAAAACAAAAACAUCUGUGCGGCUUGUAGGUUAGUUUUGUUUUAUAAUAAAUGCCGUAAACAAAGUUAUCAGUCAAAAUGAGCAAUUUGAUCAAUUUCGCGCUCAGGCAUGGCGCCAAUUACCUAAAAAGACAUACACUGCAAAGCUUACGCAGUACGGUGCCAGCAAUAGCCAGUAAACUGCCGGCUGCAAUUGCGCCCAUUCGAAGCCAAUCGACCAAAGCUGCCUAUGAUGUGAGCACAAAUGUGCAAAAGGAUAUUAUAUUGUUUAAAUAUGAAAAUCCGAAAUUCUAUAAGAUGCUGAACUUUUUUGGCCUGUGCCAAUUUGUGUUCUGGACGUAUUUAUCGCAUUUCGCCUUUACGACGCUAAAAGAUGCGCCCGUUGUGGAAAAACCUGGCGAAGAGCUGAAAUGGUACCAGCGCAUAAAUCUGGGCGAGAACAAGUAUAAGAAUGGCAUUACUAUAUGCUGUUUUUUAAUAGGUUAUGGCAUUUUGUUUGCCGUCUGGAUGUUUACGCUGCGCUCGGUGCGGUUUCUCAUUCUACGCAAGGGCGGAGAUAGUGUCUCCUUUGUGACUUAUGGACCAUUCAAUCGUAACCGCAUUAUGACCGUGCCACUGAAGUGCAUUUCAGCGGAGGAAUCACGUGAAAUGGCUCGUGUUCAACUGCCCAUUAAGGUCAAGAACAAGGCGCUGUACUAUGUACUGGAUAUGCGGGGCGAGUUCCGCAAUCCGCAACUGUUUGACUAUACUGCCGGAUUAAAGCGUCGUAUUUGAAAU
This is a messenger RNA of Drosophila arizonae, 789 nucleotides long. Its product is annotated as transmembrane protein 223. Lineage: Eukaryota; Metazoa; Arthropoda; Insecta; Diptera; Drosophilidae. Gene Ontology annotation, biological process: nervous system development. The record is from RefSeq and is a predicted model, not a curated record. Gene Ontology annotation, cellular component: mitochondrion.